UAGCUUUUUCGAAUCUGAUUAUGGCAACACUUGUAUGAACUGUCAUGUCACUUGUCACUUUCUCGAUGGCUUCAAUGUUGUGAACGUGAAUUUCUUAUUUUCAUAAUACAUAUGUGUUUACUCGACAAGUUUUAUUGCUUUUUGCCGAUACAUCAACGUCAUCGCUACUGAAACACUAAUUAGUUCAAGUGACCAGUAUUACGUCGCGAAUUCAGUACGAAAUGUCAUAAAUAUGUGGCGCGCGUAACGGAUGCAUCGUUUCCUACAUUCCUUAGCCAUAAACGAAACGUAACGUUUGUUUCCUAUGUGAUGUUAUUGCAAAUUGGUGGCGGGUAGCUUCGGAAGAUGCCUUUCAAGUUGAAGUUGAAGAAGACGCGGCAGUACAAUGUUGCGUCGAAGAGUUUGUUUGUGAUAAGUGUGGAGCUGCUGGAUGGCGGGGUGGCGGACUGCACGCUGUCGGUGGACAGCACGGGGCAGGAGUGCCUCGACAACGUGUGCCAGCGGCAGGCCAUCACGCAGCCGGAGCUGUUCGGCCUGCGUUAUGUCAACCGCACGCAGCAGCCGCGCUGGGUGCAGCUCGAGAGGCCGCUCAAGCGCCAGCUCGAGAAGUACGCGUCCUCUCACCAGCUGUACCUGCGGGUCAUGUACUACGUCAUCUCUGGCACUAGUUUGAUCACAGAUGAGGUCACCAGGUACCAUUACUUCUUGCAACUGAAGAAUGACCUGAUAGAAGGCAGGAUUAUAUGUGAUUGCCAGCAAGCUGUGGUGCUUGCGUCGUACAGUAGACAAGCAGAGUAUGGAAACCAUGACCGGGAGCGACACACAGUGGAAUACCUUAAGAAUUUGUUGACAUUUCCUAAACAAAUGCUAGAUGGUGGACAAAUUAUUGAUGGAAGCACUCUGGCGGAGACUGGCCGGCUGGAGUGGCUCACUGAGGCUGUUAUACAACACCACAUGGCCUUACACAACAUGUCUCAGGCGCAAGCGGAAGAGGGGUUUAUCACGACGUGCCAGCAGCUACGCGGCUACGGCCAGGAGAUGUUCAGCGCGCGCGACCAGCUCAACCAGAGCGAGGUCACCAUCGCCAUCUCACUCACCGGCAUCAGAGUACUGACAGAAACGAGCGAGACACCACAUUUCUACAGAUGGAUGGACAUAACGAACGUGAUAAACCACAAGCGAACGUUCAGCAUCGAGUGCCAGAAGCAGACGGGCUCGGCGUCCUUCAACCUGGCGAGCCCCGAGGACGGCAAGUACGUGUGGUGGUCGUGCGUGCAGCAGCACACCUUCUACAUGAAGCACCAGAGCGCGCUCAGCGAGGCGCCGCGGGACGAGCACAGGCCCAAGUUCCAGGAGCACGGUCUGUCAGACAGCCGCGAGGAGCUGGAUGCGCGCGAGCUGGGCAGCGUGUCCCGGCUGGAGCCGCUGACGUCAGCACACCGCGCCUACUCCACGUCCUGCCUGGAGCUGGCCGACCAGCACCACCUGCAGCAUCAGCCGCCGCCGCUGCACCAGAGCAGAGCGCUCUUACCCUCAUACCGGCCGGCGCCCGACUACGAGACGGCCGUCCAACAGAAGUACCAGCAGCAGCGCGCCGAGGCCCAGCUGCGCUACCAGAACCACCACGCGGGGCUGGCGGGGGCCAAGCCCUACGGCUCGCACCCCGACGUGCAGCGCGGGUACCCCGACGUCACGCGACACACCGCCCCCCUCGCCCCACUCGCCCCUCUAGCACCCCUCGCCGCCCUCGCACAGCCCAACACAGACGACUACCCCUACGGACUCAAAUUCCUGGGCACCAACUACCCCUUCGCAGUAAAUCCAAAUGUGCAAACAGAUUUAAACCAGUUACAUUAUGUUAAUGUGUAUAAACCCCCGCCCCCCUACCCCUCCAAUGGUUUAGCUUCCAACUCGACCCCGGACCUCGCCGUCGCUAGCCAAGCACUGAACUAUCAUAGAGGGUAUAUCAACUCACACGUGUCGGGAUCCAGCCCAGACCUAGUGUCGACGCGGACGGCGCUAAAUAGACAGUACCUAGGAUAUAUCAACACUAGUCAUAUCAACUACGGCCGGCCCAACAUAAUGCCCGGCACGCACGGAACAUACAACAACCUCGCCUCAGUAUUAGACCCCAAACCACACAUUAUUAUAGACCCCCACCACAUAUCCGACAACAUUCAAAAAGUUUACGAUGAAAGAGGGAAUAUUAUGUACUCGAUGCCGAUGCACAGGAUACCUUACCAGCGCCACGUCGUUCUACCUCAGUCACAACAAAUUAAAAUAGGCGACACCCAAGAGCCGAUUUACGAGAACGUCCCAUUACCGUGGCAGAGCGAGGGCAAGAUCACAAUGCGAGACCGAGCGCAGAGCCUGACCACCACGGACGAGAUCGCGCGACUAAACGAGCGAAACAGCAGUCACCCCACUAUAAACAAAUACUUGUCGCCCAACACAAACAUUCCGUACGCGGGCGUGAAGGCGGACAGUCCGGACGGGCACUACGUGAACGCGCAGAUCAUCAAGGGAGUGCGGUCGGGUAGCGCGCCGCGCUCAGUGGGCGGGGACGUGCCCGCGCGCGCGCCCGAGCACGCCGCGCGCGCGCCCGAGCACGACGCGCGCGUGCCCGAGCACGAGGCGGCCGCGCGCGCGCUCGAGCGCCUGGCGCUGCACGCCGCCGACGACACGCCCUACCAGAGCCUGUCGGCGCAGCGCGCGCCCGCCGACAACGUCACAUCCAUCGUGGUGGGCGACAGCAGCGGGCUGGAGACCUCGGCCAGCAGCAGCAUGGAGGCGGACGCCAAGCCCGGCAAGGACAAGAAGCGGCGCCGCUGGGGCGUGUGGAUGGGCCGCAGCAAGGCCGAGCCGCGCUCCGCCACGCUGGGCCGCAGCCGCGCCGCGCCGCAAGCCCACACCCACCGCUGGUCCACCGGACUGCCCAAGUUCCAGCCCCUGCCGCCCAGCAUCACCAAAGAGACUAUGAUUCAAAUUCUGGAACGGAAACUAUCGGACGAGCAGCUAUCAUUCGCGUUCGAGCAGUUGCCCAAGGGCCGCGAGUCCGGCGGGUCGUUCCGCACGGCGCUACUGGCGCAGCACGCGCCACACAACGGCUUCAGCACCGACCACCUGCCCUACGACGACAACAGGCUGCGGCUACAUCCCACGCCCGAUAACCCGCACGGGUAUAUCAACGCCUCGCAUAUUACGAUGACAGUAGGUAGCACGCAGCGCUUCUACGUAUUAGCGAAAGUAGGAAACCUACCGAGCUCUACAGGGGGCGGGACGACGAGUGUGGGCGGGGCCGGGGGCGGGACGUGUCCCUGUGGCGGCGGCUGCGCGCUGCUGUGGGCGGCGGCCUGGCAGGUGGGCGCGGGGCUGCUGGCGCGCGUGGGCGGCCCGCAGCAGCCGCACUACUUGCCGCCAGACAACACCACCAAGGACUACGGGAAGUUCCAGGUGAGCGCGGGCAGCACGUCGCGCACGUGGUGGGGCGCGUCGCUGCGGCUGGCGCUGCGGGCGGGCGCGCGCCGCCGCAGCCUGUGGCACGUGCACUUCGCGGCCUGGCCCGCCGCCAGCGCCACGCCGCAUCCACACGACUUCCUCGGUCAGCCACAGUUGCGUAAAAGCGAGAAAGUAUGCAUUAGCAUCAAGAACAUCUCGCUUUACGAAACUGAAUAUUUAUCACUGAAUCCAUGUACCUUUUAUAUAAUGUAUGUCUGCAACGUAUGUUGUUGUCGCUGUGCAGCGUUCCUGUCGGAGGUGAACAGCCUGCGGGUGUCGUGCGAGGCGGAGGCGGCGGGCGGCGGGGCGCGCGCGCCGCUGCUGCUGAGCUGCGAGCUGGGCGCCGGCCGCAGCGGGGUCGCGCUGGCCGCGGACCUGCUGCACGACAUACUCGACAACAACCAGGAGCUAGACAUCCCGCGCACGAUCAGCAUGCUGCACCAGCAGCGCGCCAACAUGAUACAGAACGUGCAGCAGUACAAGUUCCUGCACCAGCUGCUGCUGCAGUACCUCAAGCAGUCGCGCCUUAUAUAGCACCACCACUGUCAAAGAUAGCCACUAAGUAUACACACACCCAUUCAAUGGGAUAUGCAAACUCCUUUAAGGUUUUCCACUGCCUUACAUUUGUAGUUAAGAAAGAAAACAAGAGUUCGGAGGAAAAAACGCCAUAUUAAAAUUUUAAAUAUGGUUUUAAAAGCGAAUUCCUCAAUGUUGAAAAACGACAUUUAUUACGAAUCGAGAAUAGCCAGUAGACACUGUAGUUGCAUUUAUGCUAGGCUCAGUGCGAUGUAGCGAGCCUGAUAUCAUUAUUUUUGUAUAUUAACGUUCUGUAGUAAGCUCAAGGCCUAAAGGCUCGAUUGACAAACAGUACAGCGUUAUUAAAAGUAACAAUAUAUCGAGUGUCACGUCGACACAACGGCCUCGCGGCGGCCCACAGUUGCUCAAUACGACGGUAACAUUAGAGCAAGCCUUACACAAAUUAUCACAUAAUUUGAGCCUAAGGUUAAACAAUAUUGUAAUAUAUAAAGUUCUAAUAUGAACCUUAUCAUUGUAGAUAUAAGAAAUAAUAUCGAUCGACUGGAUCAUAGAUCUAUGUAUUACUAAUGAGAUUUAACGUUCGAUGACUGAGCUGAGAAUUGUUCCACCUUCGUCUAGUGAUUUUGUAUAUUAUGUAUUUAUUUAACGUUUUUAAUUCGUGUUUGUAUAGAAAGUGAUGUUUAUAUAAACUUACCCGAGAGCUAUGUGAUUGUUGAAUGAUUUUUUAUAUGAUAUACCCGUUUUGGGAUGUUUUAAAUGAAUUUAUAUGUAAAUCUAUGAGAAAAGUAUUAU
This is a messenger RNA of Trichoplusia ni (cabbage looper), 4827 nucleotides long. RefSeq names its product tyrosine-protein phosphatase non-receptor type 21-like. Gene Ontology annotation, biological process: protein dephosphorylation. The record is from RefSeq and is a predicted model, not a curated record. Gene Ontology annotation, cellular component: cytoskeleton. NCBI's taxonomy places the organism in Eukaryota, Metazoa, Arthropoda, Insecta, Lepidoptera, Noctuidae. Gene Ontology annotation, molecular function: protein tyrosine phosphatase activity.